AUUGCUUGUGUGUGACUCUGAUUGUAGCCAGCCCCAGUGUUAUGGCCUCAGGAGUCACUGGGAGCGUUUCCGUGGCCUUACAUCCCCUGGUUAUUCUCAACAUAUCCGACCACUGGAUACGUAUCCGCUCACAGGAGGGACGGCCGAUGCAGGUGAUUGGAGCCCUGAUUGGGAAACAGGAGGGUAGAAACAUUGAGGUGAUGAAUUCUUUCGAGUUGCUAUCUCACACCAUAGAUGAACGGGUGUUAAUUGACAAGGAGUAUUACUACACCAAGGAAGAACAAUUCAAACAGGUUUUCAAAGAGAUGGAGUUCUUGGGUUGGUACACCACAGGUGGUCCACCUGACCAAUCAGAUAUCCACAUUCAUAAGCAGGUGUGUGAGAUCAUCGAGAGUCCUCUCUUCCUCAAACUCAAUCCAUUGACUAAACACACUGAUCUUCCUGUUAGUGUCUUUGAGUCUGUGAUUGACAUCAUCAAUGGCGAGGCAACCAUGUUGUUUGCUGAGCUGACAUACACGCUGGCCACAGAGGAAGCAGAGAGAAUCGGUGUCGACCACGUAGCUCGGAUGACGGCCACUGGCACAGGAGAAAACUCCACAGUUGCUGAACACCUCAUAGCCCAACACAGUGCGAUAAAGAUGCUCCACAGCCGGGUGAGGAUCAUUCUAGAGUACGUCAAAGCCGUGGAAACAGGAGAGGUGCCAUUCAACCAUGAGAUCCUUCGAGAAGCAAACGCCCUCUGCCACAGACUGCCGGUCCUCAGCACCAUAAAGUUCAAAACUGACUUCUAUGAUCAAUGUAAUGACGUGGGCCUCAUGGCCUACUUAGGAACUAUCACCAAGACGUGCAACAGUAUGAACCAGUUCAUCAACAAGUUCAACGUCCUGUACGACAGACAGGGCAUUGGCCGGAGGAUGAGAGGACUCUUCUUUUGAGCUGGCGGUCAGCUGAGCCAGAGACAAACAAGCACUGCAGUUUCUUUUUCUCUCGGUUUGGUCUUUUGUCUUUUUUUUUUUUGGUUUGUUUUGUAUUUUGGUUAGCAGAGACAAAAUUCUAUCAACAGUAGCUUUUUCAAACCCAGUUUACCGAGUUUUCACUUUGAACCUCCCGUGCAUCAAAAAGCACUUGAUUACACACCCGUCAGUAAGAGAUAUGUACAAAAUGAAUCCACUGCACAUCAUUGUUAUAUUAUUUUACCCUGUUUGUUUUAUUGUUUCAUGUUUCUGUAUGUAAUAAAUGAUCUGCUGAUUUUCUUCA
Messenger RNA from Solea solea (common sole), 1257 nucleotides. It is a transcript of the gene cops6, whose product is annotated as COP9 signalosome subunit 6. The coding region runs from base 42 to 935 and encodes 297 amino acids. NCBI's taxonomy places the organism in Eukaryota, Metazoa, Chordata, Actinopteri, Pleuronectiformes, Soleidae. The transcript has 9 exons. Gene Ontology annotation, molecular function: protein binding; metallopeptidase activity. Gene Ontology annotation, cellular component: COP9 signalosome. Gene Ontology annotation, biological process: protein deneddylation. The record is from RefSeq and is a predicted model, not a curated record.